CUUUGUAUAUUUGCCAGUGUUAUACAUGCAUGCACCUGAACCGAGGAUUUCUUUUUAAACUGCUAAAUUUCUCAGUUGUAAGUUCCAUAAAUAUUACUACAUUUUAGAGCUAAAAAGUUUUGCUUACUACUAAGUCAUGCAAUAAAAAUUAUACUAAUUGGUUUGAUAUGAUAUACAAAAUUCUAGAAUUAUCGUUUUCUUUGCAGAUUCAGUCGGAGGAAAAAACUUAAAAAGUGUGUUAAUUUUUAUAUUUAUGGAUGAGUGUGUCUCUGAGUCUAAUUGACAAAUUUAAAUACAUCUAAUUAUACCAUUAUUUCGCCAUCUCUCUCUCUCUGUCUCUGAGAAUGACCCUUUUUUCUAUCCUUAGCGCCCACAAGUUCAGGCCCAAGAAGUGCCGCCUGGGAUGCCAAAAAAGCUGUUGUGCUAUUAAAACUGGUGUACUAAUUCGAUUUCUUUAAGACCUGAAUUUUAAUUUUUGUAUUGUUGUAGUUGUGUUAUUCCUUAAUUGUUAAGCUCAAUAUGCUGAUGAUUUUUCCUUUCAAUUUUGAUUGGCUAUUUUUCUGCUAAGACCUUUGUGCUUUUUCUGUAGUUGAAGUUGAAGCUACAUAUACCAAGACUAUAUUUUUAAAUGAAUUCGUCGGUUAAAAGUUGUAUCAUCUGUGUAUUUUUACUGGUUCACUACAUAGUUUUUUAUUACCUACGAAAGUAGUUCCCAGCAUAAAUAAAGGUGAAUUACUUUUGUACUCUUAUUUUUAAGUGAGGUAAUGAAAGGUUAGUGAGCAGAGAAGUAUACCACGCAAAUCGCAAUCAAAGGAUGACGUUAUAAGGUUUACAACAACAUUCUAAUUCAUCAGUCAACAACUCAGAAGGAAUGUCUAGAAACAUAGAUACUCUGAAUUUACAUCAGAAGGCUAAAAGGAAUGCGGAAGAACGAAUUGCUGAUAGAAAUUUGCGCCGUCGUACUAGAUAUGCACAAAUGUCACCCGAAAGAAAACAAUUAUUUUUGUCCCAACUACGAGAUAAAAGAGCUGAAUCGAAAAAACAAACACUCCUUCAACAGUCAAGUAAUAUAAUAGUCUCAUCUGUCGAAGUUGAUAGCCAACCUCGAAAGCAAAGUGCUCUUACAAUUUCCAAUCCUUCAUUACACCUCCAAGAAGGAACAUCUGGAGACAUAAAUAAUGUAAAUUUACAUCAGAAGACUAAAAGGAAUGCGGAAGAACGAAUUCCUGAUAGAAAUUUAUGUCGUCGUACUAGAUAUGCACAAAUGUCACCUGAGAGAAAACAAUGGUUUUUGUCCCAACUACGAGACAAAAGAGCUGAAUCGAUAAAACAAAGACUCCUUCAACAUUCAAGUACUACAGUCUCAUCUCUGGAAGUUGAUUGCAGACAUCAAAAGGGAAGCGCUCUUACAAUUACCAAUCCUUCGUUACACCUUCAAGAAGCAGGAACAUCUGGAAACAUAAAUAAUGUCAAUUUACCUCAAAAAGCUAAAAGGAAUGCGGAAGAACGAAUUGCUGAUAGAAAUUUGCGUCGUCAUACUAGAUAUGAGCAAAUGUCACCUGAGAGAAAACAAUUAUUUUUGUCCCAAUUGCGAGAUAAAAGAGCUGAAUUGAAAAAACAAAGAGUCCUUCAACAUUCAAGUAAUACAGUCUCAUCUCUGGAAGUUGAUAUCCGACCUCAAAAGCGAAGCGGUCUUACAAUUACCAAUCCUUUGUCGCACCUUCAAGAAGUUAUUUCGCAUAUAGGUCACGUUUCUGUAGCUACAAAUACGUUACUUGCUUCGAACAAAGGAAAACGUAUACUUGAUUAUUUCUCUAUCUUUGAAAUAGGAUCAACAUCAGGUACAUAUGAUGAUGAUGCUGCAGAAAACACUUUUAACUUCCAAAGUUACUUCAAAGAGAGGUAGAAAAAAUUUAGAAGUCAAUUUACAAAAUGAUAAUCUAAUGCCAAAAAGUUACAUACAUUUAACGAAAAUUCCAAAUUGUAAAUUUUGUGGAGCAAAACGGUUUCAAUAUGAACCACCAACUUUCUGUUGUGAUAAUGGAUCAAUUAAAUUGAUCUCACAUCAAAUGCCUGAAGAGUUACGAAAUUUGUUUUUAGGUGACACUGAAGAAUCUAGACAUUUUCGCACUUACAGUAGAACUUACAAUAAUAUGUUUGCAUUUGCUUCA
Messenger RNA from Nicotiana tabacum (common tobacco), 2171 nucleotides. The record is from RefSeq and is a predicted model, not a curated record. Lineage: Eukaryota; Viridiplantae; Streptophyta; Magnoliopsida; Solanales; Solanaceae.